Messenger RNA from Cynocephalus volans (Philippine flying lemur), 4796 nucleotides. RefSeq names its product enoyl-CoA hydratase domain containing 3 (gene ECHDC3). The record is from RefSeq and is a predicted model, not a curated record. Bases 183 to 1085 code for a protein of 300 amino acids. Gene Ontology annotation, cellular component: mitochondrion. NCBI's taxonomy places the organism in Eukaryota, Metazoa, Chordata, Mammalia, Dermoptera, Cynocephalidae. Gene Ontology annotation, molecular function: hydro-lyase activity. The transcript has 5 exons.
GGGCUCCGGCCUGGGAGGAGAGUCCCCGCGAAGCCCGGGCCUGACCUGGCGGAGCCGCGCGGACCCAGUGGAGGCGUCCCGGUCCAGCCCGCACCAGCGCCCUCGGAGCGCCCGGAGCCUGCGGCCCGUAGGGCGUCGGGAUCGGGCGGCGUCCGGCCCGCUCCGCGCCGUCUCGGGCUACCAUGGCCGUCGUCGCCGGUUUGCGGGCCUUGGGGACGAAGCGGCCCCGCUGGCUCUGGCGCGACCCGUGGGCCCCGCUCCCCGCCGGCUUCUGCACCCGGGGGCAGGCCGGGGCCGGGCUGCCGGAGUCGGAGCCGCGGCCCACCAGCGUGCGGCAGCGGGACGGCAUCAGGAACAUUGUCUUGAGCAAUCCGAAGAAGAGGAAUGCGCUGUCACUUGCAAUGCUGAAAUCGCUCCAAAGUGACAUUCUCCAUGAAGCUGAAAGCAAAGAUCUGAAAGUCAUUAUAAUCUCAGCUGAGGGGCCAGUGUUUUCUUCUGGGCAUGAUUUAAAGGAACUGACAGAGGAGCAAGGACGUGAUUAUCAUGCUGAAAUAUUUCAAACCUGUUCUGAGGUCAUGAUGCUGAUCCGGAACCAUCCCGUACCGGUCAUUGCCAUGGUCAAUGGCUUGGCCACAGCUGCCGGUUGUCAGCUGGUUGCCAGCUGCGACAUUGCUGUGGCGAGUGACAAGUCCUCUUUUGCCACUCCUGGGGUGAACAUCGGCCUCUUCUGUUCCACCCCUGGGGUUGCCUUGGGGAGAGCAGUGCCUAGAAAGGUUGCCUUAGAGAUGCUUUUUACUGGGGAGCCCAUUUCUGCCCAGGAGGCCUUGCUGCAUGGGCUGCUUAGCAAAGUCGUGCCGGAAGAGCAGCUGGAGGAAGAGACCAUGAGAAUAGCGAGAAAGAUCGCCUCCCUGAGCCGUCCUGUGGUGGCUUUGGGUAAGGCCACCUUCUACAAGCAGCUGCCCCAGGACCUUAGAACAGCAUACUACCUCACCUCCCAGACCAUGGUGGACAACCUGGCCCUGCCAGAUGGGCAGGAGGGGAUCAAGGCCUUCAUCCAGAAGAGGAAACCCAUCUGGUCACAUUGAGCCAUCAUUCAUGGAGAAAUGGAGGAGGAGGGGGUCCAGCAGGCGGCACUCAGGAAGCCCCCCACCCCUCACCUUUUGCUCCCCACCCACCACUGCUGCCUCUGAUUGUAACAGAAGACAGCCUGCAUUUAUAAUAUUAGCACUGAUUGAACAACAUGUGGUCCAUGUUAAAAGCCGUGAUUCCAUAUGGAAAGGAUGAAAUGGAGAGUAAAUAAAAUGAUCAUUACAGUGCAAGGUUGGUGAGCGCCUGUGAUGGGCCAGCUGUGGUAGGAAGCCUGGUAUUUUACAUAUUCCUUCACUGCACCUUACACAAGGGCCAUCCUGACAUAGGAGACGGUGACCAGCAACUGAGGCAUGAAAGAAGGAUGCCAACCUCUUAUCAGAAAUGUCCUCUAAGAUGGAGUUAAUUCUGGAUGCUCAAGAGAAGUGAAACAUUUAAAAUCUCCACGAGAUGUUCUCUACCCUGAAAAUCCUCUUGAUCCUAUUGAGAAAUAGUCAUGGCUAUCCUUUGAAGUAAUCUUAUGUGAUUUAAAUAUGUUGAGUAUUUAUAGAGAUGGUUCUUUUAUUUUCCCAAACAAACCGCAAACUGUCUGAGAAAGGAAAAAAAAAUUACUCACCUCUCUGUACGCCACCACUGAUGGACAUAUAGCAGGUGACUCAUAUUCUGAAAUGAACAUCCUUGCUGUCCAAGUUACUGUGAAGCCAGGACUAUGGGCUAAACCCAAGGAUAAAUCACUGGGAGGAGGUGGCGUGGAGCAGAGCACACAUACUACCCACUCAGAAUCACGUCCUGCAGACACACUUCCAGCUCUGCUCAGCCUCCAGUGAAGAAUCCAGACUAACAUCAGGCAUUCGGGUUCACCAACUAAGCAAGUGUUUAGAUUAGGACCUAAACAUUACUUUCUGGCGUCUGGUCUAAUGUGGCCCAAGAAAUGUUCCAAAUCUCUUGUCAUCAAGCUUGCCCAUAAGGCUGAUCCUUUUCUUUUUAUUAUUCUUAAGCCCAUUCGUUUCACCCAGGAGUAGAAUGUGGCCAUAAAUGUGAUUAGUACCACGGCUGGAGGUAAAGAACCAGGUGGGUCUAACCUGAGGUUUUCAUUCUGAUCGCUGUGCAAGCACCUCACAGUAUGGAUGUCCCCGAGUGUUUUCACAGGUUUCUGUUGAAAUUGGCAAUUUUUUUCUUUCCCAUUUUAAAAGUAGAAAAGAGUGUAUUCUUGAAAAGGAAGAGUUUGUUACUAAGAGUGCCACUCAUGAGCAGAAAAAUCAUUAGAGCUACCAUUUCCUGGGCACAUAGUACGUGCCGGAUACCCUUUGUACAUUCUCAUGUGAUCCUCACAAGAACCUAGUGGAGUAGGUACUAUGAUGAUCUCUAUCUCACAGAUGAGUAGUUGAUCCUCGACUUUGUCCAAGGUCAAAUACCUGAGACUGUAGAGGAGGAUCCAGAUGUGGUCUGCCUGAUAAAGCCAUAGGUAAUGGUUCCCCUGGCCACGCUACCUGUGGUGAGACCCUGGGCUGCUGUGAGGCUCACCGGGGACCAGCAAGCCUAAAGACACAUCUGUGCCACUCCAUAGCAGUGUUCCAAAGCAAGGGAAUGCACCAAGUCCUCUUUGCUACAGAGCGUUGCCAGUGUGCAAGGGACACCAGAUUUGGUUAUUGGCAGAUCACUACUGGAGUUUUUACUCCUAAGUUAAUAAACAGCUGGCUGAAAUUUCUAAACUAGACUGUGAAGAACUGGCUGUCCCAGUCAGCUCAAAACUAAUGCAGGUCAGUGGUUUGAACUACUGUAUGUCCCUCUUUGGGUGGCCUGCUGUGGAAGUUAGCACCUUGCAGUUGCUGGAUCACCAUGUAGAGGAAAGGAUGUUAGAAACUCUUGGCUUUGGAGAAAAUAACAAAGCCUUCUCACACAUUUGACAAAUGAAAAUCCAAAGGUAACUUUCCCAUUCCUGCAUGGAAUGAGCAUGCACUAAACCCUCCAGGCAUGGAAUCCUCAGGCUUCUGGGCCGACUUCCCAGCCUAUGAGCUGAUGUGCACUCAGGGACCAGCUAUAAAUUCUAAUAGCCGCCUGUGCAGAAAAUCAUCCAGAAAGAAAAUCUGCUACCCACCCUCCGAUGUCAUAUAAUUUAUCCCAAGGCAAAUAUAAAUUCUGGGUUUAUUUGUAUCUCUGCUUCCUUGUUUUCUGAUAACCACACAUGAUGAUUGCUUUUGGAAAGCCUAGAAUAUUCAUCUUUCUCUCUGUACCAUUAACUUCCAGGGAAGCUGAGCUGAGCUCAGUCCAGCAGGUCAUACCCCAGCAGGUUCAGGAGCUAUAAAGUAAUAGAAAUGGGUGUUUGCUUCUGCCCAUGCUGAUGAGAGAUCUUUCGAAGGCUGGCUUGACCCCUGGGGAAUAUAAACAAAUGCAGUGAGUGACACAACACCAGCUCCCUGAAUGAUUUUAUGCCCUGACUUUGGGGAAGUCACCAUGCAAGAGCACAUGAUGAUUUAGUGAGCCUAAAACCGUGCCAGGCAACUCUAGGAAGUAGGUCUUCUUAUCCUCCGUAUUACAUAUGAGGCUCAGACAAUUUAAGGCAUUUACCCAAACCGAGCCAGUGUGUGCAUCUGGAUCUAUAUGAUCAUGAAAUCUGUGUUCCUGGCUACAACACUGUUCUCCUCCCAACAUACAGUAAAGAUUACUCUCCAUCCCGCAGAGACAGACUAGCAAUGUGCUCAAAAGAGACAAGCCAUAAAUCUUACAGAGAAGGGGAUAUGGAUUUCCUUGCCAAAAGAGAUUUAGGGAAAAUCACUGACUUGACUUCCAAGAACAUCGAGUGCUAGUCCCAGUUGUAUGAACGUGUGUAGGCAAUGUGGCCUCUGUAAGCCCUCAGUUUCUCUUUCUAUACAAAUGACACCACUGGACUCUCCGGUCCUUCAGGUCUGACAUUCUGGAUUCUACAAUACUGGGAUUUGGAAGUAUUCCAUAAAACUUGAAACAGGUAGUUUUUGUUCAGAUGAGAUGUUCUUCUACACAUGGAGAUGACGGGCAUUUUACCCUGAGAAGUGGAAAAUAUUAAAAACACCUGAUUACAUUUGAGAGCAAGAAAUCCGUUUACAGAAGCUCCCAGAUUUGGGGCCACCCCUAAACGUUUGUAAGAUGUCAUCAGCUAGGUAGACCCUACAUGAGGCCAACCUCUAUCCACUCAGCAGUUGCUCCGAAUGGGGUCUGGGUGCCCCCAGAGCCCUUCCAUUAUUCACCAGCUCUUUCCUCUCUCUGUCCUCGGAAAACCCAUUUCACCAAGAGUAGUGUUUCCAGAGCAUAGUCCCUGGAUUACCUACAUCUGAAUGUUUGGUUCCUGGGCUCCACACCAGACCUACUGAAUCAGAAAUUCUGAUUUCUGGUACCCAAAAAAUAUGCAUUUAAAAAAAAAUUUCCAAGUGAUUCUUCUGCAUGCUAAAGUUUGUGAUCACCUGCAUUAGAGUGGAAGUAAUGUAUUAAAUCUUCCUAAUCAUAUUUUCAUUUUAACAGUUGGAGCAAUACAGCUUUGAUGAUGAAAUGGUGGGCAGUUGCAUUUGGUUUGGAGAGGAUGCGGAGAGACUUGAGCACAUCCAGGAUGCUCUUAAAAUCUUACUACUUAGGCUGGUUUUGUGACCUUCACAGGCUCUAUGUGCUCCUGCCUUUGGAAGCUCCAUGUCCCAUUACACAUCAGAGUUAGAAUACACCCAUAUCCCACACUAACAUAA